UAUUUAGUUUUUUUGGCGCACAAAAAGUAUUCUCGUCGCUUUAUAAUAUUAAGGUAGAACCACUGAACAUGAACUGUUUUAAAUAUGUUUUUAGUACCUUUAUGGAUCUUGAGAGAGGAAAUGUCAUUGCUGUGAAUGCAGGCCUCACUGAGCCAUCGGAUUUAAUCAAAAUAUCUUAAUUUGUGUUCCGAAGAUGAAUGAAGGUCUUACGGGUGUAGAACGACAUGAAGGUGAGUAAUAAAUUACAUUAUUUUCAUUUUUGGGUGAACUAGCCCUUUAACAAUUUGAGAACAAAGUAUAGCAAUAAUAAUAAUUUGCACGGUUUGACGUGAUCCGAGCUAAGCGAUCGUUAGAUUUAAACAUCAUUGGCAGCGCGAUUUAUUGUAAUGCUUUUUUUCUCAGUUGGUCAGAACAAAAGUGCCAGACAUGUUACUUACUUGUUUAGAUGAUAUUUAUCAGUGAAAAUUCUCAUUUUGGUCAUACUUCCGUAGAGUAUACCAGAUGUAGAAUCUGUGAUUCUGAAGUACAAACAUUAGAUUCAUCCGCGCUGAGGAGCCGUGCCGAUACACAACCCACGUAAAGAUGAUAAUUCCGCAAAUAACUGCAGUUGCAGUUUUCAAACAGAGAUGGCGACAAAGAGGCAACUUAUGGACUGCGGCUUUAAAAACUUGAUUUUCACCACAAGGGAGAAUAUAAUUAAAAAAUGUAAAUAUUAAAUAUAAAUCUAAAAAUAUUACAAUAAUAAAAUAUAUUAAAAACUUUAACAUUAAUUACAGAAAAAUGUGUGAUUAGUUAAUUUUUUAAUAUCUAAUUAAAUGUUAAUUACAAUAUCUUUAAUACUUGAGUUACAGUCAGGUACUUUUUUCCCAUUUUUUAACUGUCACCAUUGGUGUAUAACGCAACAAGGCUUGCUGAAGUCAACAGAUUUUAAUAAAAGACCUACUUAUCUCUAAAUAUCAGAAAUUUUGAUCCAUUCAUGACCAAGGAAGAUUAUUUAAGGUUGUAAAAUGUCAUGUGGUGUGACUCAACCAAAACUUAAUGAUGUUUAUGAAUUAAUACAGUUUCAUCACAUGAUGUUUCAUUAAAUCAUUAAAUGAACUUUUAUUGAGAAUGGUGUAAAGGUUUUCCAAUGGUGUGUAAACCAUAUGAAAUCAACAAAUACUUUUCUGUAAAUCUGAAAUCUGUUUUGAACAAGAUUUGUCAUUGACUCAACUGGGAAACGUAAAGCCUAAAAGUGAACUUGAAGCUAUAAAACAUCUAGAUGCUCCUGUAGUGGGGAGUUAACUGCCGCUGCCCAACAACAAGUGGGUAAAAAAGGCUUCAUAAAAAGGAAGGAAAUAAGAUCAUCUGUUUGCCUGGUCUUCAGACGUUGACAGCACUUUUGCGAAUUCUUCAUAACUGGAGAAAUCUGCAACAUGUAAGUAUACAUGUAAUUGUUUUUGGAAAAUUGUCAAAUUAAUAUUUUGUUAACCAUGUUAUAACUUUAAACGCAAUUCAUGUAGGAGUUAUUGAAUGAUUUAAAAAAUAAUGUGUGCCUCUCUCUCUAUGUUUUUUUUUUUUUUUUUUUAAUUCUGGACAAACAAGUAAAUGAUUUUCAAAGUUAAAGCAUGGACAUCAGACUCAUAUCACUGAUCCUACUUAUACACAUUUCAGGCUGUCUAUCAUUGGACCUUCUCUCUGUGACCUGUGAAGAUGUUUGUGCUCUGAGGGAAAACACUGUGCAGCUGAGAUGUUCUUAUUCUGAAAUCAACGUCAAAACUGUGUUCUGGUUCAGCCGGAAACAGAGUAAAAACUGGAGAAAGACUGAUGAACCUGAAGAUUUGACUGUAGACUUGGACUACUCAGGACGAGUGAAGAAGGAGGCCGUAAACGACCAUUCAACACUCACAAUUUCAGACCUGAGAGAGAGAGACUCUGGAGAAUAUCAGCUCAUGUUCAUCAUGAAGGAUGGAGUUAAAUGUCUCGGCUCAGUCGCUGUCAAUCUAACAGUCACAGACCUGCAGGUGAGGAUGAAUCCUGCAACUACAGACCCGAGAGAUGAGACAGUAAAACUGACCUGUGGUUCUUCCUGUGAUUUGACAUCCAGACCGCAGAAUUACUUCUGGAAAAAAAAUGGACAAUAUUUAAAAUUAGGAGAUAAUAUAUACAAAGGCAUUAGUUUUCUAGCCAAUGGAUCUGAUGGCAGUUACUCCUGUUCUCUUACUGCAGACUAUAAGAUUUCCUCCUCUCCUGUGUGUAUUUCUAAGGAUCACUGCUGGGAUGUGACUUACACCUCUAGAAGAGUCUGUGCUUUGACGGGCUCAACAGUAGACAUUUCCUGCACAUACUCACCUCCCUCUGGUUAUACUGUAAAUAAAACAUUCUGGCAUUACGAUCUGCCUGGUGACUUCAAGGAUCUGCGUGAGAAGCAUCAGUUUGCUGGUCGUGUGGAGUAUGUGGGGAACACACUGAGAAUCAAAGAGCUCAAGAUGAACGACUCUGGAGAAUAUCGAUUCAGGAUCAUCUCUGACACAACAGGAGGAACAUACUCUGGAUCACCUGGAGUCAUCCUUACUGUUACAGAUACGAUGGUGACAAGCAGUCCAGACAUUAUAUCAGAGCGACAGGAAGUGAUAUUAAGCUGUUCAACUAAAUGCACUCUGAGCGACAAACACACUUACAUCUGGUACAAGAACGGACAGCAGGUAACGGAUGGAUUCACUAAAGACAACAAGCUGUACCUAGACUCAGUCAGCAAUGAAGAGCUUCAAGAGUAUUCCUGUGCUGUAGGAGAUCCAGUGGACAGCACAGUGUUCAGCCAUUAUACAGUCAUUCUGCUGGUGUUUUUACCUCAGUUUCUCAUAAUAGCAGCUCUGUGGAUGUGGUUUUUCAUCAGAAUGCAUCUAAUAUCUAAACCAAACUGAAAACAAAAUUGUAGACUCUGAUGUUCCACAUCUGUUCAUCUGCUGUCUGUCCAUCAGAGCUGGUGGAGUGAUGUCAUUGUGAGAUCAUCACCUAGCAACAGUCAGAACUGUCAGCAGCAACAUCAGUGAUGUCAUAUACAGUAACUUAUUAAAGUCUGCUCAUUCUGCAUAAUCAAACACAAGACAGUAUAGGUUUCAGCUUUUUUCUGCUUAUGCUUAAUUUAAAGGCCCGUUCACACCAGGAACGAUAACUAUAAAUAUAACUAUAAAGAUAACUAUUAUUUGCGUCCACACCAAAAACAGUCUGUUUAUUCUAAGCUCAUGCGCUGCAGUUUCAAAGUGUGUACAACAUGUUUUUGCUGUUCUUGUUGCAUUUACUUGGCUUUAACCAGCAGAUGUCCUCAGCGUGCUAUGUUUCAAGUGAAUAGCUAGUGUAAUCGAUCUAAUCUAACAGAGAAUUUAGCUGACGAAGUCAAUAUAGUGGAAUAAAACAACACCUAGUCUUUUUCACUGCAACUUCAAAAGAAGCAAGACAAUUUUGUCGAAAUAGUGCUGGAUACCUGAGGUAAUUUUAUGUUACACUGUUUGCUAGCCUGGCAUAAUGAUCUCAUCAUUAAUACUUCUCACCAUUUAUUUUGAGGAUAUGAUAGAUUGUUUGUUUUCAAUAUAUCAACUUUCUUUAAAGUAUCCUUGAAAAGGGUGUUUGGCUUGUCAAACAGUGGUGGCUUUUUCUGGACCUCAGCGAUGAACUUCUCUGCAAUGUCGUCUGCCAUUUUAAAUGCACAAGCCCUUAAAUUAGAAUGGAUUCUGAUUGGCUGUCAGUGUUUUAUCAUUCAACAACUGGAAAAAAAAAAAAUUCUGAAAGUGAUCCCAGUGAUACCAUUUCUCUAUAUCAUUAUCAUUAUAGCUGUGGUGUGGACAUGCUAUUCUUUUAUAUUUAGAACAAUUUUUAGAACUAUAUCCUUAUCAUUAUCUUUAUAGUUAUCGUUCUUGAUGUGAACGGGCCUUAAGAAGAAACUUUUUUUUUAAAUUCCUUCAAGGAUCCACUUUAAUGAUUUAUCUAUAACUUAUUUCUUUUUUUCUGUUAUUUCGGUUUUUUGAGGGUUUUAUUCUGCUCAUUUAGCUACUUUUUAAUGUUUGUGGUAAGCUGGUAAUGACGUAAAGCACUGUAAAAUAAUGUCCGUGGGGUGCCAAUAUUUGUUGUUAAGAUGUCUGUUAAUUGCAUGAAACAUUGAAGGUCCAGACUUCAGGGACUUCCCAGCUAACAGAAUUUUGUUAUAAGAACAUUCUCCAAGUAUUCAUUAUUGGUUCUGGGAACAUAAAAAAUGUCCAGUUUUCUUGACAUUAGAUGAACGUUUUUAUAAGGUAUGAUGUUCCUUAAACGUUCUUUCAACUUAAUUUUGAUUUGAAAUUUAACAUUCUAGGAACGUUGAUUUGUAACAUUCCAAGAACAUAAAAAUGUCCAGUUUUCUUAAUGUUAGUAGAAUGUUAUUUAAAGGUUAGUAUGAUGUUCCUGAAACAUUCUUUCAAUCAUUCAAACACCUGCUGUGAACAAGCACUGAAAGAAAGAGAAAUAAGAACACAAACUAUGACUUUCUUCAGCCACAGCCUUAGAUGAACUGAAGAUAAAAGAUAUUAAAUCUCUGAAGAUCUGAUUAAACAACUCCACAAACAGGAUUACCAGCUUCACUUAUUACUAACCAGACUGACUUUAUUUCUGUCAGACGUCUACAGUAGUUCUUAUUGAGAAUUAACAGAAGUUUAGAUGUUGAUGUCUUAUUGAAAAUGUUUAGUUUGAGGUCAUCAUCAUGGUGAUCAGUGUUUGCUUUAGUUGGGCUCUUGACCCUUGACUUUUGUUGAGUUGUUUUUUUUUUGUCAGCAAUUUCAGGUGUUUCCAGAAAACAUUUCUGCAUAAAGCAAGUCAAUAUGUCUGUUUCGAUAACAGACAAGUGACUACAUUAAAGUAGUUUAAAUAACUACUUUUUCUGUAUUUUAGCUUACUUUAGGAAUUGAAAUGGUAUAUAAGAAGGAAGUAAUAAACUCAAAUGUUGUGAUAAAAACCAUUUGUAACACUGCUGGGUCAUUCUGUGUCAAAUUAACCAGAUUUCAGAUACUUCCUCGGCUAAAAUGUUUUAUUUUGUUAAUAUGUUUUCUGAACACAUAAAUAGUGAUGAAAGCUAAACUAUUCUAUGUCAUGGAUGAAUAUUUAUGGAGUUAUCCACUGUUUUGUGGAGGGGGUCAAAAUAAAAGUUUUCUUCUGAGAUUUAG
This is a messenger RNA of Ctenopharyngodon idella (grass carp), 5171 nucleotides long. RefSeq names its product carcinoembryonic antigen-related cell adhesion molecule 1-like. Bases 1608 to 2903 code for a protein of 431 amino acids. NCBI's taxonomy places the organism in Eukaryota, Metazoa, Chordata, Actinopteri, Cypriniformes, Xenocyprididae. The transcript has 8 exons. The record is from RefSeq and is a predicted model, not a curated record.